Octopus bimaculoides (California two-spot octopus) is the source of this 2908-nucleotide messenger RNA. RefSeq lists its product as uncharacterized. The record is from RefSeq and is a predicted model, not a curated record. Gene Ontology annotation, cellular component: membrane. NCBI's taxonomy places the organism in Eukaryota, Metazoa, Mollusca, Cephalopoda, Octopoda, Octopodidae.
UUUGAAUGUUGUUUGCAACCAAAUGAUUGGGUGUAUUCCUAAUUUAUGACAUUUAUAUAACAGUCAAAUCAAAGAAAUACACUUCAAUUGCAAACCAGCGUAUAUCGAAGCAAGCUCUGUUUGUUUAACGCAUCUUCUUAUUCAUAAAGGCCUGAAAACUGUCCUUCGGUUUGAAGUAAUUCUGGCCAACGCAACAUGGAAGGCGAUCAAGUAUCUUAUGACUAUAUGAACGGUACUGAAACCGUCGAAAUCAUUUCAUUUUCCUGGAUGAAUAUAUCUUCGUCUGUUGCGGCCAUUGUAAUAUUCCUGCUCAGUGCAUUGUUAACAACUGCCAUUUUUCUAGAUCGUAAAGCCUAUGAGAAAACACGCGCUUUCUUAUUACUGAACUAUAUGUUUAACUACACGCUGUUUGCCUUGUUCUUUUAUUUCCACAACGUACAUAUUCAUAUAUUUACAGAUUUACCUCAGUCUACCUGCUUAUUUAUUAUUAUACUAACUUCCGUUACUAACGACGCUGCUCUGUAUUUCAUACUUCCUAUUUGCUGUGAUUUUAUUGUGAAAUACUUUAAACCAAGCAAAUAUGAAAGUCACAGUUUUCUACAUAUCCAGAUCAUAUUAACAGUUGUUUUGUGGGUUUUCAUCUGGAUCGAAGACUUAAUACUGCUUCUAGCGGCCUCGGAAUAUGAAAGUGAACACUGUGUUAUUUUCUUACAUUUCGUUUCCCUCUGUAUCUAUUCUGGCACAGUAAUUUUGUAUAUUAUUACGAUGUUGGUAUUUGUAGGUCUAUUCAUUUACAUUGCAGUGAAAAGUAAAGAGUGUGAGAACAUAGAAUCACGUUUAAUAACUUUGAUCAUUGUUGUGACAUUCAUCGUACUCUCUUGUAUAGUAGAAAUUAUUUUUUUGAUUGGAAUUUAUGCGAAUAUAAAAAACCCUGUUUAUUAUUUACCCUUUUUAUUAAAUAUGAUAAGAUUUGUAGUGGUGCCAUUUUUGUUGCUUUUUGAUGCCACAAUAAGACAAAGUAUUCGGAAAUUAUGUUCAGCAAAAUGUAAAAAACCAACAAGCCCUGUAUCACAUGAAUUAACUACUGAACUAAAUUAAUCACAUAAAGCGAUGUAAAAAGAAAAACUGUUUUAUAUCAACUUAUAUAGUGCUAUAAACUUAAUUGUGAUAUAACAGCUUAAAGACAAAUUAGCCAGAUACUGUUGUCGUGGACAACCAGAAUAGUGACUUGUAAUCAGAGUAUCAGUCAUCUGAGCAGAUGAUAAUCUAUUCUUUGAUGAAAUGGGAAAAUUACCCAAUUAUACGAAAUAUUUUCGCCAUUGGCUACGAGGGGUGUCUGAAAAGUCUUGAGCCUCAAAAAAACAAAACAUGGUACAAGACUUCUGAUGAUUUACUUUUCAUCAUAGUCCCCCUCGAUGGCUGAACACUUUCUCCAGCGGUGCUGAAGCGCCAUUAUCCCGCCGUAGAAGAGCUCUUUCGUUUGGGACGCCAAGAAACUUCCUACAGCGUCUAUGACGUUAUUGUCACUGGCAAAAUGGCGACCAACCAGGGUUUUUUUCAUUUUUGGAAAUAGAUGGAAGUCGGAGAGGGCUAAGUCUGGCGAAUAAGGGGGGUGGGGAACAAGUUCGUAUCCACAAUCACGAAUUGUUGCCAUGGCAACCACUGAGAUGUGGGCUGGAGCAUUGUCGUGAUGAAAAAGGACUCCUCUGGUGAGCAUUCCCGGCCCCUUUUUUUUAUUGCUUCUCGGAGGCGUUUCAGUAGCUGAGAAUAAUACAGCACUGUCACGGUGUGACCGUUUUCAAGGUAAUCGAUCAGCAAGACACCUUGAGAAUCCCAAAAAACAGACGCCAUGACCUUACCAGCUGAAGGAAUGACCCUGGCCUUCUUUGGGGUAGGAGAAAAUGUGUGCUUCCACUGCUUUGAUUGUUCUUUGGUUUCAGGCUGGUAGUGAUGAACCCAACUUUCGUCCAUAGUAAUGAAACGAGCAAGAAAAUUCUCUUCAUCGGCUUCAAAGAGUUCCAGAUUGCUCGUGGACAAAGUGCACCUGGUACGUUUCUGUUCAGGAGUCAAAAGGCGAGGGAUCCCACCUUGCGGAAACCUUUGAGAACCCAAGUUCUUUUGUCACAAUGUUAUCUGCUCUUUCUGUUGAGAUGCCCAGUCUCUCGGCUAUCUGAUGACAUGAUAUUUGGCGAUCUUGCAUUAUCAUACCAAGAGCAAGGUCAAUGUUAUCCUCAGUGGUUGCAGUUGGAGGUCUCCUUGGUGUGGGAUCAUCUUCCACACUCUCCCUGCCACGCUUAAAUUCAUUUACCCAGAGUUUGACUGUUGCAUAUGAAGGAGCAUUGUCUGUUAAGGUUCUCACCGUAUCUUCAUGGAUUUCUGAUGGAGUCAUGCCUUUCAAAUGAAGCUACUUUAUGACAGCACGAUACUCAGUUUUCUCCAUUUUCCUUGUAAAUUCGAAGCUUGUUUAUUCAAAAAUCUGCAGCAAAUAAAAUUAAAAUAUCAGAAUCAUGAAAAUGAGCAAGAAUACUCCGAAAAGACUGUACUUACCAGAAAAAAAUGUUUCAACUAUAUAGCAGCCCCAAUUCUAGGUUAGGUUCAAAACUUUUCAGACGCCCCUCGUAUUUUUAGUAUCAGUGAUACUUGACACAUGCGUACUUUCCAAAUAAUUGCGCAGACCCUUUAAACUUCGUUUUCUCUUGUGGUUUCUAGACCCAGGCCAAGAAAUGGCAUCACUGGUGCAUCUGUUUUUCGUGUAAUGGAGGAAAGUAAGCAAAAUCAUCAAAAUGAAUAUUUCGUUUCUCUUCCAGCAUCCUCACCAAAAUGUAUAAUUAUACAUAAGUUGCUAAAUAUGUUAUUUAUAAAUUUAAGAUUUAAUUAUGUUGUUAAUAAAUAUAACAUUUAAUUAGUA